Molecule: messenger RNA, 360 nt
Organism: Pseudogymnoascus destructans
Lineage: Eukaryota; Fungi; Ascomycota; Leotiomycetes; Thelebolales; Thelebolaceae
Exons: 2
Coding region: 1-360 (119 amino acids)
Source: RefSeq, a predicted model, not a curated record
AUGGAGGACGACCAAGCUCCUACAACUACUGCUGAACAGCAGAUGCAACAACUGUUUGCCUUUAUACAAAAUAUAGCAAACAAACUUGAGAAUUUGGAAAACACCUUUCAAGCCAACACUUCAGCAACACAAUAUUCAACUCAGACACAUCAUACAGAGCUUCCCACAGCUCCUCUGGCUAUGUCGGGUACCCCAGGUGCACUUCCUAAAGUGCAAACACCAGAUUUAUACCAUGGAGACAGGAGGAAGUUGAAGGGAUUUCUUAUGCAACUGGACAUCUACUUCACCCUCAGGCCUCAUCAGUUCACCUCAGACAUUCAGAAGAUCUAUUUCGCUGCCAGCUAUAUCAUCAACUCUUGA